Fusarium musae is the source of this 987-nucleotide messenger RNA. RefSeq lists its product as uncharacterized. The coding region runs from base 1 to 987 and encodes 328 amino acids. Gene Ontology annotation, biological process: protein phosphorylation. Gene Ontology annotation, molecular function: protein kinase activity; ATP binding. Lineage: Eukaryota; Fungi; Ascomycota; Sordariomycetes; Hypocreales; Nectriaceae. The transcript has a single exon. The record is from RefSeq and is a predicted model, not a curated record.
AUGCACCAACGAGAAUUACUACGAAGCCACCGAGGAAUCAAAAACGAGAAGAAACUAGACAACACAAAUGAACACUCCACCAAGCGCAGUCUUGCCCAUUUCAAGUCUCGCAACAUCAACAACACACCUGUGAUGAUCGAGUGGAUCACCGUACCAAGCAGCUUAUCUGCUGAAAUCAAGGAGGCUUCCCAAAACCAGAUACACGACCUCGCUUUACUACUACACUCAGAAAAGAAGCCCCAGGAGUUCAGGACUCUAGAGUGCAUAGCCAUGGUCGAUAUGCCCGUCGCAGAAGAAGAGGACGCGCAAUACGGUUUGGUCUUCAAGCUUGAGGAGGGGCAGCAGGUUCAUACGCUUCUGGAGCUGCUGAGCAGGGACGGCUCUACGCCCAAGUCUCUCACUGAACGGUUGAAACUUGUCAAGCUGCUUUCCAAAACCCUGCUGUUUCUUCAUUUAGGGUCGUGGCUGCAUAAAGGUAUACGGAGCGACAAUGUCCUGUUUCUAAGUAGCGACAUAUCGAGUGUCGAUCUUGGCGCUGCAUACAUUGGUGGCUUCGACUACAGUAGGUUGUUCCGCGAGACGAGACUGACUCAAAAUGUUGGGGACAAUAGAUAUCAAAAUCUGUACCGGCACCCUGACCAUCAAGGCCUUCCAGUGCAGGAGAAUGGCGAGUCAGCUGACAGACCGCCUUUCUCAUACAAGGCCGACCUGUACAGCCUUGGUGUUAUACUCGUCGAGAUUGGUUUAUGGUCGCCGAUUAUCAAGCUUCUAGAUGCUCGGGGGAUUCAAGACGAAGACAAAAGUCCGCGGAAGACAACACUUGAUAUGAUUCCUGAAGUCAGGAUGAGUAUGGGUGAUGCUUUUGCCGACGCAGCCUCGGCGUGCUUGAGGAGUGACUUUGCAACAGGCGAGGCUGAACAGCCAGAGAGUGUUCAAGAAACCUUUUAUUUGUCUGUGGUCAGACUGCUAGAGCGUUGCUUUAUAUAG